AAAUUCGAGCCCUAAUCCAAACAACGGCACUCUCAGUCAGGAGCAGGCGCAAGAAAGAUGUCGCACUUCGGCAAAUCGGGUCCGCCGGAUAUCAAAGACACUUACUCCCUCCUCGUCCUCAACAUUGCUUUCCGCACCAUCGCAACGACCUCUUUCCUCUCUUCGAUAGGUACGGAAAGGUCGUCGACGUCUUCAUCCCUCGGGACCGAAGGACUGGAGAAUCGAGGGGGUCUGCUUUUGUACGGUAUAAGUACCAAGAUGAAGCACAGAAGGCGGUGGACAAGCUUGAUUGUUAUUAUUAUUAUUUUUUUCAUGACUCCUAAAUUAGUCCUUUAUUUUUUUUUUUUUCCGAAUUUUGUUUGAUUUUACUGAUUGAGUUGGAUUUGUUUUUUCGUGCCUUUUUAGGGAGAGUUGUGGAUGGAAGAGAGAUUAUGGUUCAGUUUGCCAAGUAUGGGCCUAAUGCAGAACAAAUUCAUAGGGGGAGAAUAGUAGAAACAUCUUCAAAUGGAAGAAGAAGGUCAAGGAGCUGAAGUCCUUGUCGAAGGUAUCAUGAUGAAUAUAGGGACAGGGAGAAUAGGAGGAGAAAUUGUAGUAGAAUGAAGGGAUAAAUAUGAUUGUGACAGGUACCAGGGCAGGGAAAGGGAUGAUCAUCAUUGAAGCAUGAGCCGGAGCAUCAAUCCUGAUCACCAGUCAUUGUGGGAGGAAUAAUCAGAGGGCCCGGUCUAAUGGAAGCCCGAACUCUAGGAGCCAAUCUCCUUGCAGGACACAUCAUGGAUUUGAGAAUCCUGAUGAACACAAUGGUAACGAUGAUUCUCCUGGACCAAGAAGUGUUUCACCAUGUGGCUGGCGUGCCGAUUCUCAAAGCAUGUCUCCUCAUAGGUCCUAUAGUGAUGAAUGAUGGCAAAAUGCCAUGUCCUUAACGCAUCACAUCCGAGUGAGUUGGACUUAACUGGUUCUGUAAUGCAGAAGAAAUAUUGAAGUAAUGCUUACUAUCAGCAAAAUAUUGAGUUAUAGAGUUGGCUGCAAGUAGUGUUUAUUGAGGUUUAAGUUUCUUUGUUGAAGUUUCUUUGCUAAAAAUGUAUCACUUCUAUUCUUUAUCAGUUGAUAUUUUCUGCUUUAUGCUUGUUACUUGAGAAACAAAUUGCGUUGUUGAUGUAUUUUUGUGACAAGCUUGCAUGUAUUUAUUCAAGAUCUUUGCUCUGUACUCUUUUUUAGGCUCUUGAAUAAAUUUCAUUGUUUUAU
Rubroshorea leprosula is the source of this 1242-nucleotide messenger RNA. Lineage: Eukaryota; Viridiplantae; Streptophyta; Magnoliopsida; Malvales; Dipterocarpaceae. The record is from the annotation of a GenBank genome assembly.